AUGCUGUUCAAACGCAGGCCAGAAGGUCUGAAAAAGGUGGAGAAUCACCGGCCUCCACCUCCUGAGACUUUGAAGUAUACAGAACGGGAGGGGCAUUUUGCUGAGCUUCUGCCUGGUCAAUGUCUCAAAAGGAACACAGGUGAUCCUCUCCCCUUUUGCGACCAGCUGGUCCUAGGUGAGAAGUAUGAGCUGCUCUGGCCAGGCGCUGAAUAUGCGCUGUGGGACUGGGGCACUCUCCGUGAGCAUGUCGGCCCACAAAAUUGGCCUGGGCACGGGAGUACCCCGUGCUAUCAUUCCUGGGGGAGCCUGCUCCUCUAUAACUGUUAUACAGGAGGCGAAAAUCUUCCAACGGGAUCCUGCUCCGUCACCUAUUACCCUGGAACACCUUAUCCUAGUGUGUAUCUGGAAGGCCCGUCUGAGAUGAUUUUGGGGGAAUAG
This is a messenger RNA of Penicillium canariense, 438 nucleotides long. RefSeq lists its product as uncharacterized. Bases 1 to 438 code for a protein of 145 amino acids. The transcript has 2 exons. The record is from RefSeq and is a predicted model, not a curated record. NCBI's taxonomy places the organism in Eukaryota, Fungi, Ascomycota, Eurotiomycetes, Eurotiales, Aspergillaceae.